Molecule: messenger RNA, 4974 nt
Organism: Acaulospora morrowiae
Lineage: Eukaryota; Fungi; Glomeromycota; Glomeromycetes; Diversisporales; Acaulosporaceae
Source: the annotation of a GenBank genome assembly
AUGCCAAAAAAAUUUAAAGGAGAAAAUUCAAAAGUUACCGCGUCAAAAGAGCGAAAGGCUGCUCAUCAGGCCGAAGUAUUAAACAAAAAACAUGCCGAAAUCGAGCGUAAAGAAAGAGAAGAAUGGUCAGUCGGAGCAAAAGAUACUUCUAAAAAAGAAGCUCAAAAACUAAAAAAGGAAGCUCAAUUAAAGAAGAAGAAUGAAGCAGCAGAGCUUUUGGAAAAGGAAGAAAAAGAACUUUCAAAAUUCAAACCCAAGUUAAAGAUAACGGGUGAAGAAAAAAAAGCCAUUAAGAGGACUCAGAAAAACGAAAAGAUUACCGAAGAACGACGCGAAAUUCCAGAAUUCGCUGCGUCUAAUAUUGAUGACGCUUUAGACUUACUAUCAAUAGCCACCAGCCCUACAAGUGGAGCUUCAACAACACUUAAUAAUGUAUCAAAUGUUGGAACACAAAUUGAAAAACAUCCAGAAAGACGAUUUAAAGCGGCUUUGGCUGUUUACGAAGAGCGAGAAAUGCCAAAGAUAAGACAAGAAAAUCCGGGGGGCAGUCAUUAUGGUAACCAAAGGCCAAGGAUCACAGUGGAUUAUGAUGAAAUGGAUCGUCCACAACCUGUUGGCCCUUCGUUUGGUGAUCGCAGAAAUUUUAAUAGCAUGAGACGUAUAGGAGCUUCUGAUGGAGGCCCGUCAUCAGAAAUGGAAUAUCCACAUGAGUACGAUGAACGCCAUAUAUACCGCAGAGACAAUAGAUAUCGUACCCAUGAUGAUUCGUCAAGAUCAGAUCCUCGAUAUCCGACAAAUUCUGCAGGCUAUGGUUACAAUGAUGAUCGUAUAUACUCCAGAGACCCGGAUCGUUAUUCAGGAAGGAAUAUUUACUCAAAUGAUCGUGAAAGGCCAUGGAGAAGAGAUCGCAGAUCAAGUAGGGAACGACAUUAUGAUCGUGAUAAUGACAGAGAUAGAUUACCAAGUCGUGAUUACCCUCAACAUCGUAAUAGCAACGUUCCACCAUAUUUCGACCGUGAUAACGAUUACGGUCCGUAUAGGAGAAGACCAUUUUAUCGAGAGGGGGACCCGGCUGAAGUUGAAAGACUUCGCUUCAACGCUCAAAUAACACCUAGCGUUCGAAGAGAUCACAACAGAUCAACCUCACCGAAUAGAUCAUCAAAUGCAAGUUCUCCACCAUCACAACCAAGGCGUCAAUCCACUUCACCAAAAAUGAAAUCAUCGUCUAGAAAUUCCACAGAGAUAUCACCUUGUCGUGGAGGGCAAGAUAGAAAUCAAGGCUCUAGCAUUCAUCAAUCUGACAAAAAUGAGGAGGUCGAAGAUUCCUAUUCUCUUAAAGAGCAGGAAAAAGGGACUUUUAGGUCACCAGUAUCUCUUAAUGACUCAAUAAUAGGUCUUCAAUAUGGUGAUGAGGUGAGAAAAAGAGGUGAUAACGAAAAUGGAAAUGAAAAGGGUGGUUGGUCAGGGUGGCAUAGCAUCGAUCAAGGAGAUUCUGAGAUAACUGAAGGGAAUGUACAACCAUCACAUCUAUCACAAGGUGAGACGGGUGAAGCUGCUGUUACAGAAUUUGAUGAUAAAAUCGGAACCAAAUCGGCUCUAGUUGAGGCAGAAAUAUCUUCAUUAAAAUCGGAAGAGAAAGAGUUGCCUUUGGAAAAAUCUGACGAACAAAAGUCAAUGGAAAAGUCCCUUAUUGAUUCUUGUACAACUGAAAAUAGCAAAAGGAUAAAUGAAGAAUCCGUAAACUCAAAUGAUGUUUCGUUAAACGAUAUUCCGAGUGACUCAACGACUAUUUAUACCAAUUCGAGGUCACAACGAACUGAGCCAAUUAACGAACUCGGAAGAGAAAUAGAACAGAUAGAAGAGGAUCUUGAUCAUUGGAAUAACAUAUAUAAUAAAAAGAAGGAAUCUAUUGCCAAAAAAAUGUUAAAAGAAAGGAUGGAGAGGGAAACGCGUAAAGAGGAAAAAGAAAAUCGCCGAAAGGAGAGAGAAAAACGUAAAGAAGAACGACUGAAAAGGGGCGCAGAUGAAAGAGCUCUACGUAUAAAUAAGGAAGGAAAUGAAAAUCGAAAACGUACUAGUGAUCAGACUCAAAAGAAAAACGAGUUAUCUGGAAGGAAAGUCGCAAAACGUGUAAAUACUGAUAAUAAGUUAUCAAAGGAAUCCGCUUUUUGUGAAAACGAUGUCAAUGAUAAUUACGUAGCUGAGUCAAGCGUUCCUUCCAAUCAGAGGGCGUGCAAUCCUAGUGAAGAGGAAAUAAAGAAAAUAUAUAAUGAUCUAUGGGCUGGCAUUGGGGUUUCUUAUAAUAGACCUAUAUUUAUGUUAAAUUAUAGCCUAAAAAGAGAUACGGAAAACAAAAAGAUUGAGAAGUUGCAAAAAGAAAGAGAAAAUUUGAAGAAAAAAUGGUUAGAGAACCAAAAGACAAGCAAUAGUGAAGAAAAGGUAAAAAAGGAUAGAUACAAUCGGAACCCGAAUUCACGGAAAAGUGGAAGGUUAUCAAAAAAUGAACAUGUCAAUAGUGAAAGAUUUUCAAAAAAUGACUAUGUUAAUAGUGAGGCAGCUGUCGAGGAAAUUGCUAAGCAAAUCGAAAAACUACACGAACAGCAAUGUCGGGCUGCGAGAAUACCGCCAAUGAUAAUAGGUGAAAAAAAUAGGAACUAUGCCAAAUUCAUAGAUAAUAACCACCUGGUCAACGAUCCAGUAGUUUUUUACGGUUUCAACAGGGACCUGGGAAAAGAAUGGACAGCUGAAGAACACUCGAUUUUCAUGAAGUAUUUCAAAUUCACACCAAAGAGGUUUGAUGAAAUAGCAAAGCACUUAGAAGAAAAGAAAAAGAGUGACUGCCAUAAUUACUAUUAUUAUUUAAAGAGCAAAAAACCUGAAAUUUACAAAGAGCUGAAAAAAGCAUCAUCUUCUAAUAAAGGCGGUGGAAAAUCAAAAGAAGAUUAUAGUGGGAAGAUUGGAAAGGUCAAUUCGUCAGUUAAUCGUAAUAUUUUGGCGGCAACAAGUCAAACUAAAAGUACGACAAGGAAAACCAGAUCAAAGUCAAUUGUAGCAGAAACCGGUCAAUUAAAAACAGACGAAAUUAAUACUUUUUUAUCAGGGCAUCAUCAACCUUUUGGGGAAAGCUCUCACGAGAAGGCUGCGACAUCAGCUGCACCAUCUGCUGAUGCUCGUCAAAACGAGGAGGAUAUCUUAGAGGCUCAAAAUGAGAAAGAUUUAUCAUGUGCAAACAGAGCUGUUAAAACUGAAGCUGAAGAAUUUGGGACUUCACCGCAACCGGAUUCCUCGCAAGUAUUCGUGGAACCGAGUUUAAUUGAAGUUAAAAUGUCGGAAUCUUCGUCUACACAGGCUUUUCAAGAGUCAAUCCCUAGCAUCACAAACGAUGUUGAUGAAGCUGCUCAUGCACUUACAUUAUUAUCGCGCCAGCACCUAAGUGACGAGCCUCACAGCAUCUUACAGAAACCUGCAAUAAAGGGAAAAAAUAAGGCGAAACAGCAUGAUCCUACAACGAGAAUUGAACGACCAUCACGAAGCUCGACGCAUUCGAUAGAUGACCCAAACAUUCCAAAGAAGAAAGGAACUUCGUCAUAUUGGAACAAGGUCGACGUGGAAAAAUUCAAUAGUGCUUUGACGCAAUAUGGUACAAAUUUUAAAAAAAUUUCUGAAAUUCUUGAAACAAAAUCAGAAAUUCAAGUAAAAAACUAUUAUGAGAAACAAAUAUCAUCAGGAGCAAUUCAAAAGGCAGUUGAAUCUCGGACUGAAAGUCAAAUGCAUGUAGAUGCGUCAUCCGUGAAAAUUUCUCAGCCUGUUGUCAAGCCUCAUGUUCAAUCUCCUGAUUUAAAUCUGGGAUCUCCAAACUUUAUUCAUAAAAAUCCUACCGAACUAUAUAAUGGUAACCUUUUAAACGACAAACCGGUACCAUUUGAUCCUCCGAAGCCGCCUACCCGAUCAAGUUCUUCAAUAUCACACUUAUUGAACCCACCAACAGAUGAAAGUGUCUCUAACUCUCAUGAUAAUUGGUUCAGUGAUUCCAAUAGUGGAGAUCAACCUGCAGAUAAUCCAAUGGUUAUUGACUUGGUGACGGACGAUGAACCGGAGACAACAUUAUCAGAAUCUAAAACAUCUGGAAUUAUUUCGCCCGUAGCCAAUCCUCACCAAUCAUCCAUUCAGUUUGGUCCCGCCAAUCAUGCUCCGAGAGUUAUACAACGGCAACAAAUACCUCAGCAGCAGAUGCAGCUUGAUAUUCAAAGACAGAUGGACCCGUAUUACGCGCCAAUGCAACAACCACCCAUUUCGAAUACACAAAAUCAUCAGCAACAACAAAAUAUGCCCAGGACGAACAUUCACACACAACUUCACCCGACACAGAAUUGGGUAGGGCCAAAUACGCAACAGGCUCAGAUAAAUAAUUUUUUGAUACCACCGGUGAAUAGACAAUCAGGUUCACUUCAACCCGUACCUCAACAAAGGUUAUGUUACCCGGCGAAUCCACAGCAACCAUCCCAUCAGGGUCAACAUGUUAUUCCACAACCACAAAAGACGCCACCCCCGAUGUUAUAUCCCACAAAUCCUCCAAUUUAUUCAGCGGUACAACACGAUUAUAGUCCACCACGAUUUGGCUUAAUUGUUUCUGCGGACUCAUCGACGAAUGUCACUAGCCAAAAAGCUGGUGGUUCUAAUCACCAACCAAGUUCUCACGGAGAUGCGAAUUCUGUAAAAGCAAUGCCUCAAAUUUCACAGUAUCCCCAACACAGAAAUUUAGCAAGCAUGGAAACAUCAAGAAGUUAUCCAGUGAUGCAAAACCCUUCUACAAGCUUUCAUAUGAGACCAUUUGAAAGUUAUAAUAAUGCGUCAGCCAUUGUUGCACCAACGACCUCUCCUGACAGCGUACAAGCUCGACAAUCUAGUUAUAGAGUUCGUCCAUCUGAUCAACAUCAAGUGGACCACAAGCAAAAUUCUGGACCUCCGGCCUGA